Molecule: messenger RNA, 1880 nt
Organism: Lucilia sericata (common green bottle fly)
Lineage: Eukaryota; Metazoa; Arthropoda; Insecta; Diptera; Calliphoridae
Product: tectonic-like
Biological process (GO): cilium assembly
Cellular component (GO): ciliary transition zone
Source: RefSeq, a predicted model, not a curated record
UUCUACAACUUCCACCACAACUGCAGCAACAAAAGAUGAUGCGGAAUGGCCAGAAUUUCCACCCAAAAAACUGUAAAAAAUCCAACAACACAACCACCAAAAAACCUACUACCACCACCAUUAAACCCUCAACUACCACCACCAUUAAACCUUUAAAUAAAGAGAUUAAUACCACGGUUAAACCAAAUAUUACCGAACCUUUACCAACUUCCUUGCCCAAAUGGCCAAUUAAAGCGCAAUAUUGCUUUUGUGAUCUUUCACAAGACACUUGUGAUAUAAAUUGUUGUUGUGAUCCUGACUGCUCCGCCGAUGCUUUAAAGGUAUUUCGUUGUCAACUAGAAGAGCCCAUUGAUUUAGAGAUACAUGAAGGACGUUUUGAGGAUUUUAAAUUUCAACAUGGUCUGCCUUCGUGUGAGAUUAAUGACGGUUGGUUGUGUGUGUUAAGAACCUAUAAACCUUUGGUAACACAUUCUUUUGAGGAUACUUCCCGUUAUAAUAAAUGGCCGAAUUUAUUGGAAUCGGAAGAGGUGAAAAAUCGUGAAUUUUAUAAAUUCGGCGAUAUUGAGAUAUUUAAUGUGAAAACUAAAGAAAUACAAAAUUUUGAUCUUCCAUCAUCUUAUCAAACUGCCACUUGUCGCCUACAAGAACCCAUUUAUCAUUUAACCCCUAAAAAAUCUUGUCUGGUUUCCUCUCAUGAAAAUUUAAAAGAAAUUGAAAUCAAAUUUAAACAACUACAAGAAGACUAUAAAAUAUUUAGCAAACCCACGAUGCCAGAUGAUAUUUACAACAACAAACAUAUGGAAAACUAUAUAGAAAAUAUAACGGUUAAUAAUUGUUAUGAAAACAAACUAAAUUGCUCAAGAUAUAGAACUAAAGAAAGACAGGACAAUUUUAAUUUAUAUAAAGUUAAAAUAAAUAUCUUACACAAUUUUACCCAUAUUCAAGAGCUAAUAGUGGACUUAUGGCUAAAGGAAAACAAAACCUUGGAUAAAAUGGAAAGUACUAAAACAGAAUAUUGGUUGUCUUACGAAAUAGAGUUUUUAAAUAAAACUUUAAAGGAAUUUUUAAAAACAAAUACAACAGAAAACGUAUAUCCCCCUGUAAUAUCUGGGCCCUUAGGUUAUCUACUGGGUAAACCAAUAAUCCUAGCACGCUAUGAGGUUUUCAAUAAAAGUCUACCUUUAUCAUCUAAAAAUCAAAUAAUCAAUUACUUUAACCCCAAUAAUACCGAGUCUCAUAUUUUAACUUUAUUUUCAAAAGAAAAUGGUGAAUGUGCCCGUUUUAAUCCUGCUAAAGAUUAUAUUGCUUACGGUAUUAAUAUAGCCAAUUGUAAAAUAAAACUGGAAAAUGAAACGCUUUUACUAAAGGAUGCCUCAAAAACUAAUUUCACAGAAAUAUGUUUAAAUUUACAGCAACAUAUACAUAAACAACUAUUUGGUGAGGACCUAGAAAUUGCUGAAUUAUCUUUCUACUUAAUAUCCCAAUUGGGUAAACCCGAGAAUGAUUCACAAAAAUGGUUGCCGUUAAAUGUUUUCAACAGCGAUUUUGAUUCAGUAAUUGGACAAUAUCUACAGGAGACCAAUACAUUUAUAUGCCGGAAUAUUUUAUUAAGUUUAGCAUAUGAAUUUCAUAUGGCCACCUACGAGGUGGAUAAUGUUCCCUUGCAAAAUGUCAUUAAGCAUGCUGCUUUACAUUUGGCCGAACGUCAUGAUUUGGAAUUUGCUUUAGAUGAAAAUUUGGAAGUGCCCAUUACAAUGACUGUGCGUUUUUAUGAUGUUCACGAAAAAGCUAUAUCAGCUGCUAAUAGUUUAAAGGAUUUGCAUUUGGAAUAUGGUGUAAUCUUAGUUCUAGUAUUAGUUUUUGUAGAUUUAUAUAAUUAG